AUGGAUGUUGAAUGUGAAAAUGUGGAAGAAAUUGUCUUUGAAAGAGUAGACAGGGACUCGAUCGAAUUAUUGUGUGCGAAUGAGGCAACUCCCAUUCAUAUAACUCCUGCUCCAGAAGAGACUGCCAAAAUAUUGGACAUUGAGCAUCUAGGCAUGGAACAGAGGCCAGAUGAUAUAAUCUCUCAUGAUUCUUGUACAAACCAAGGCUCUAAUGAUGUUGAUGUCCAAGAGAUAGACGUAGGACUGAAGACAAAUUAUAUAGCCCUUCAGAAAACUUGUAUAAACCAGGACUCUACAGCUUUGGACUCACAUGUGUUGGCCAAUGGGCAAAAAACAAAUGCUAUGUUGCCUCAUGAGUCUUGCGUAAACCAGGGCUUAAAUUACAUGGAUGCCAAGACAAUGGACAUAAGACAGACCUCACACCUGAACAAACAACAUAUGUGUAUAACUUCAAAGCCAGAUAGCCAAGAACCACAGGAUUCUGGAAUAUCAUUGAGACAAACUAGUACGGACACACAGGAGCCAAGCCUACACAUGGACAGAUGUGAGACAGUCAUGAACCAGAGUCCUCAAAUUAUGAUAUUGCAGGAGUCCAACACUGAGCCAAUGUCAGAUAACUCUUGUAUAAAUGAACCCAGCAUGAAACUGAUACCAGACAAUGGCAUACAAGAUCUAAAUAUUCAACACAGCCCAAAAAAUAUUGGGUUGGUGGAGUCAAAAACAAUACAUAACUUACAUAACACACAAAAUCCAAGCAGGGAAGAGAUUUUAGAUAAUACAGGGACACAUAAUUUAUGCACAGUUCUUAACAAAUAUCACAUGGACUCCCAUGUAAUCCAGUCCUAUGAUGAACAAGGCAAAUGUCAGAGAUUGGAUAUAGAAAAUCAAAAUAUGGGAAUAAAGCAAAGUAUAGAUCAUGUUGAGCUGAGUUCACAUUUAGGAACCAAAUGUACUUUAAAAAAGAGUCCAAAUAUCGAGGGUGCCCCCAACAUUGGAAUUCAGCAAAACCUAGAAGACAUUAAUGCACAGGACGUAAGUGUGAGUAGUUCAGGUCCCACGAAUUCUGACCUGAAGCUGAUCCCAGAUAACACAGUCACAGUGGCACCAGAAGGUUCAAUUCAUAAUGCUGUUACAGUAUGUAUAUUUCUAUUAUACAAAUUCUCAGACUUGUUGGUUUUCCUUGCUUUCCGUUUCUCUCUUACCUGCUUUGUUAUGUGCAAUCUCUUUUAUCCUUCAUAUUUUUGAUUUUUUUGAGUUUGUUCUUCAGGAGACUAUGGCCCACACACAGAUGGAUUCUUGCCAACCCGUUUCCUGUUCUGUGCCGGGAGUUUGCAGUGUUUGCCACUCACUUUUCACCCAGAACACAGGAGCUGUCCUGCUGCACUCUGACUCAACAAGCUCUAUUAACCCUCAGCUUAUUCAGGGUAAGGAGGCUGCUUGUCCAUCUCAAUACUGUAACUACUGCACAUAAUGUCCUUUUGUUUUACACGCAUACUUCACAACUGUGCUCCGUUUUUUUCCCCUUUUUUCCUCUAGGGCAAGCAUGUCAAACUCAAAGUGUGGCACGGGCCACAUAAACAAGGUUUAAGUUUAUGUGGGCAGCACACACACAUACUCACUGACAGACACACGCACAGACAUACUCGCUGACACUUAUACACACACUUUUCAUUAUUUCUCCCUAACUUAUGAAGCCGAUGGGGGGCAUCUCCCUGGGGUCCUUCCUGCUCCUCACUGCUCCCUCACGCGGUUUAGAGAUGCCGGGUGCUGGAAUAUGAAGUCAUAUUCCGGCGCCCGGCUUCACUUCAGUCGGCGCGUGCGAGGGAGCAGUGAGGAGCUGGAACACUGAGCUCCCUCCCAGCCAUCCUCCCCAGCCGGGUAAGUGUUAGCAGAGUAGACACCUGCAAUAUAUGGAAAGCAGGUGCCUCGUCUGCUAUAACCCUAAGCAUGUACUCGUGGCUCGCUGGGCCGCAAAGAUGGUCCUUGUGGGCCGCGAGUUUGACAUGCUUGCUCUAGGGCCUUGGCAAAAAUAUUUGCCUUUGUCACAUUUUUGGUUUUUGUAGUGCAGCUUGCAACAGUGGAUGGAUACAGUAACUUAAAUGAAAGGUUUAGAAGCACUUGAACAAAUUGAAAAAAAAUGGAACUCUGAAGUAUGAGUUGUAUAUUGCAUUGAUGUUUGUCAACGAAGUUUCAAUCCAAGAGCAAUGAAGCCGUGUAUAACAAUGAGGAAAGUUUUAGAACGUGAUUGUAAGGCCUUGGUCUGAUAACUUCCAGCUGGUGAUGUCCUAGCAGAGGGCAUAGCAGUUGAGUUGUCAAUUUUACCAACCAAAAGCUUAGACGUCCUGAAGAUUUGUCCAAACGUUAUGGUAACUGUACAGUGAAUUUAGCAAUCAGCAUUGUGGGAUUUCAGUGUGCAAGUUUGUAUGUCAUGAAGGCUGUCAAGUAACCGUAAUAUAAAGCCAGGAAGUCAGUCUGGUAAUAAAAAGUAACCAUGCUGUGGGUCAUAAGCGGGAGUGUCCUCAUUAUACCAUGAGCAGAGUUUAAAAGCCAUGGGGUCUAUCUGAGAAUUAGGCUGAAGUACAACAGUAUUAGGCGAGAAAGAGAGAGAUCAGGAUAGCGGUUCCAAAGUUCGGACCCAGGAAUCCGUAAACCGCAAACAAAUAGAUAUCUUAGGAGGAACACUGUAGCGGGACACCUGGUAACCCGACUGAUUACCUCCUCUAGUUCCCUUCCUUCAGCCGAUCAGGAACUCUUACAGGGUUAGGGGACUUAGCUCCAUGCAGUCCCAGGGUUGGACAGCACUCAGUCCUGGAAGCUCUUGGUCUUAACUGCAUCCCCUGCAAGCUGGAACAGCAGGCACAGGGGUUAAAUCUUCCUUCCCUUCAGUAACCAGACGACACAUAGUUCUGGAGGUUACAAAACUGUCAAUCUUUUUUGGGAACACACAGCAUUUAUGUCUCCAUUCAGUUCAACACAAUCCCAGACAGGAGGGGGUUGGGUUACAGAUUGCAAUCUCCCGCAGAGGGUCUCCAUUCAGUUCAACACGAUCCCAGACAGGAGGGGGUUGGGUUACAGAUUGCAAUCUCCCGCUCUGGGGGAUACCAAAAGUACACAGGGACACACAUUAAAACAUAUUCCAUACAGGGGGGUGACCUUUGGGGCUUGCCUCGUAGCUCCCACGAGGGGAACGCAGUGAUUAUAGCUCUGUUGGGAGCGGGUAGAACGGUCCUCGGCACUGGGACCUGAGACAGUGUACGUAUGUCAGUUCGGCAUACGAAUGCUGCCCCUGGUUGGUGUUCGGUUAUACGAACCGGCAGCCACCCAGGGGAAGCAGGCGCCGCUUGUUUCCUUGCGGUUUGCCGUUUUCACACCUCGUUACGAGGUGUGAACGUUCUAAACAGACAUUCGAAAUGAGGUGUCGGUUGGUCCCCGUUUGGGAGCCGAACAGAAGCUGUUCGUAUGAACUCUCCCGAACGGGUAGCAGGUAAAACACAUGUUACAUAUAGAUACUUGGGGAGACACAGAGUACAAGGGAAAAUCCUCAGAAUAAACAUAGGGAACACAAAAUACAAGGCAAAACAUGUGAAUAUUCAGUGGGCAUGGCACUUAGUGGCCCGCUACGAACACAAACUGUUUGUUUGAGACUCUAUAUCAAGCAUUGAUUAAUUGGAGGCACAUGUUUAAAUAGGAAAGAGAGGUGCGUGCUGGAAACGUUUAAACCCUUUCAUAAAAAGGCAUUCUGACACUUUGAAACCCUCCUUCCCUGUGUAGUUGUGAGUUCUUACAAUGACCCUCUUUUGUCUUCAGGCUGCAUCAUGACAAGCUCCGAGGGCAAGAACCAAGAGAUUACACAGUACCUAAUCCUGCAGGAUUCAGAUGACCGUGAGUAGUGAAAUAUUUUGUUAAUAUGUUACACAUUAUCUCUUCAGCUGGCAGACUGUUGUAUGCUGGAUAGUCAAAGUUGGACACCACUUAAGUAUAGCAUAUACUUUUUAUUCUGGAGACAUUAACAACCAGGAUAGUAGUUGGCCUAAUGUGUAGGGUGAAUUUUUGAUUGUUUGCUAGAUAUUGAGAAAGAGUAUAUACUUGUGUAUAGUUGUUUGUUUUCUGUACUGUGUCACUAUAAGGCAUUUAACUUAUACUGAAACUUGGCCACAUAUUUAAUCUCCUUCUGCAUUCUAUCCAACUUAUUUAUUCACAGUAUAGACAUACUGACAUUAGGCAUCUCCGUGUAUGUGAGCCAUAUUGCCUCUUUUUGCAUUUUCUACAUCUGCAGGACAAAUGAGACAUCGCUAGGGCAUCUUGGAGUCCAGUGAUAUGUACCUAAAUUAACCAAAAUGAACUUAUUUGUUUCUAAAGUUCCACCAUAUUUUGUGCUGCAAUGACCUUUGUCAUGAAGCAAUCAUGUUAUUCAAGGUGUAGUGAGCAACCAAAUCGGUUUUUUACAUCUACUUAUUACAUUACAUUGGCAUGUAUAAAUAUGCAUGUUUAGAAGAGGUUGCAAAGAGUUUCUACCUAUUAGACUCACCUGCAAAUGAAACAUUCUACUUUUAGCUUGUUUGUAGAUGAUACAACAUGAUUAUUUGCAUAUUAUUCACAGUUCAGUAAACCGCUUUAUGAUGUACAGUGUAUAUAUACUUUUACAUGACCUUGUUCUUGGUUAAAUAGAGUUUGGUUCUGCAACCAGUAUGAGAUUAAUUUUGUGAGAAUCCAAUGGUACUUUAUACUUUAGAUGUUGGAGAUUAUGUAUUUACUUUUAAGCAAUGUUAACCAUUGUUUCAGCUCCUCCUAAUUACCAGCUAACACUGAGUCCUGUGGCGCCUGGUGAGAUGUCUCCAUCACAUGGCUCUUGUGGACCUGAGGGUGUGUCUGAUAUGGAAGCUCUCGAAGGGAUGAUGGAAGUUGUCAUAGUGCAACAAUACAAGUGUAAGAUGUGUCAGUACAAGAGUGUGUCCAAGACCACGUUGUUGCGCCAUGUGAGAGAACGUCAUGUCAAAAGAGGUAAAAAAUAAAUAAUAAAUAAACCUCAUAAAUCAGCAACAUAAAUUUUAUUAAUUGCAUUGCAAACCUUUAAUCCGACCAUUUAUUUACUUUAAUGUGAGAUUGAGACUUUGGAAACUGAACUUUCUCAGCUUUAAAUUAAGACCGUUCAGUAAAUAUAUCACAACAGUCUUCCUCCAGCUAGUUCUUCAAUGUGUGCACAGACACUAGUGUCAACAUAAUAUUUCCAUGAAGAAAUUAUUGUUGAAAUUCUUGGGCAACCUGUAAAUUUAGAAUACAUUAAGAAAACAAUGUUUUUAAAAAGCAGACAAUAAACCAGUAUGAAGAAAUUAGUUAGCUGCAUGGUAUCCAAACUUGCUUAUAGAAACAAUACGUACAGUACUACCAAUACUCCAACUUCUGAAUGUCCCCAUUACACCCCUAUAAGAUUUAAAAUGUGCAGCACCUAUGCUCUUCAACUCAACCAACAUACAAAUGUUACCAGAAGUGGUACUCAAGCAUAUAGACCACAAGGCACAGUAGAUCCCGUAGCUUUUUAUUACUUUGGACCGACUUCGAUGGUAACUGUAAGGAACAAAAAGAAAUAGACUGCCCUCCUCAAGCAAUUUUUUUUUUUUUUUUUUUUUUUUACGGUGCUUGUAGGAAGAAUAUUCAACCAGAUCAUAUCAAUUGUAAAAAAUCAAAAGAAUCUUAUUCAGCCAAAUGCAUACAUUGACGAGUGCUGAGGAUUCUUUUGGUUCAGUGGUAACUAUGUGAGGGACCAUGGAGGCCUCUCAUAUUGUUCUUCUGCAGGCCUUAAGGAUGAGAAGUCAGAUUCUGAAAAUAACAUUAAUUUAACAGUUUUAACCGAAUAUAUUUUUUGAGAUUGAAUAUCGCUUACAGUAGGUAAAAACACAAAUUUUAAAAUGGACACACAAGUCCACAUUUUUUGCUGCAUUGAUAACCAAACUGCUACUUUUUGUGAUUUUUAGCUUCAACCGUACAAUGAUCUAACCUUUGCCGACUCAAAAGAAGUCUCCAAAUGGCCUGUGUUAGUUUGUUUGAAAACUCAAGGCAUUCCCUUUACACAUGAAUAUGAUAUCAACCUGUAGCUAACUGUCCAGUUGGUUUGGUUAUCCAGUUGAUUUACAUGUUCUCUAAGCAAACCAUAUGCAGUUUUUAAUUUUAAGAGGAUUGCAGUGCAUCAUGGGAGCCGCAAUUCCACUGCAUCUACAGAGCUACGUGCUGAUAACCCUGAAUCUACAUAUAUAGUUAAAAUAAACUUGCAGCCAUAUAUAUGAAUGACACCCUAUAUCAUUGCAUAACUUUAUAAUUUUAGUUUAAAAUUGCCUGCUUAGAACAGACCUGAUCUUUUGCCUUUUUUCCCCCUCUCUCAGGUAAGAAUGAGCAAAAGGACAAAGAUAGAAAACCAGAGCAGACACAGGAAGAAGAGGAGGAAGAGGAUGAUGAUAUUGUGGAUGCUGGAGCCAUAGAUGAUCCAGAUGGUAGGAACACUUAGAUCUUUUGGCCUGCUAUACAGUUAAAUGUGGAGUCUGUUUUGAUGUGCUUAGCUACACAGGAGCACUGAUUGAUGUGAUCAUUUGUUAUGUGAAAUGAUGGGCAAGUUGCCACUGUUACAGUUUAAUUAUUAAUACCUACAGAUGUUAUAUUUAUUAUUUAUGACAGUGUGAAUGCACUUACUCCCAUAACCUUGGUUUCAUUUUGAUGUGUUUUGUAGGUGACAGUGACUACAGCCCAGGAGAAGAGACAAGUCGCAAUUAUCAGUUUGAAUCUUCCAAUGGAACCCUUGCGAGGGAAAGACCACGUAGACGGCCUGGACGUCCACGUAAGAUUCAGCGUACUCAGGGUGAGUUGUGUGCCUCUUUGUUCGUAUUGCCUCGUUGCAUUGGAUCUGCUGCUUAUGUGGUGCUCUCUGUAGGUCCUGAGGUGGAUACAACAAUGCCAACAGUUACAGACAAUCAGGAUGAAGUUGCCACCAGUACCCCUGCUUCUGAAAACAACGGUCCCACUUCUAACAACCACGAGGAGCAGAAACUACCCAAUAGAACACGUGGAUACAUCCCUAAGAAUUUCCGUGGCAGAAAGUACAGAAGGUACCGAAGUCGCAGGUUAGUGAAGAGCAUGUCAAAAUUAGCAAUAAUCUUUUUUUGUGUGCCAAACCGGCAAUUAGAAGAAGCAAGACAGCAAUGUGGGAACAGAUUACAUAAGAGAGGGCUCUUGGUUUUUUGGGGUUUUUUUUCUUUCAUGUUUCAAUUGUUAUUGUUCAUAGUUAUACUGGUAGAAACUGUCAAAAACGGAUGAAUGCAUAAAGUAAAAUUGCUUUUAGUUCUUUUAGCCUUUUAUUUCAUGAUCUUUAGUUGCUGUAGGUAUUUCUAAGUCUUGCACUCUGUAAUAUAACUAAAUUCAAAUCACCUCUUUCACACUGCUUUCUGGUGCAGUAAAUAUCCUCUCUAAUCUGGUGUAUGUGUUCUCUAGGUACUACAAGCCGCCAAAUAAGCAGUUGCUCAGGCCAUUCCUGUGCCGUGUGUGUGGUUCCCGUUUCCUUACACUUGAGGAUUUUACCUUCCACGUGAGCUCACAUGAUGGGAAUGAUCCUCAGACCUAUCGGUGCCUUCAGUGUAGUUAUCAGUGUCGUAGAUGGUCUUCACUUAAGGUUAGUGGGUGGGAGAAAUGGAAAUACGAAUAGCAUCAAUGGCCUAAAUUAGCUAUGUCUAACACAGAAAAAUAACAAUUGCAACAUAAUUUAUUGUUUAUUGGAUAGUUAUCAAAAGAAACUGUCAAUUUUUUAAGCAACAUAAACUUCUUAUAAGUGGAGAAUAUAACCAAAAAAAUACUCUUUCCAAAUGUAUAUGUAGUACAUUGUUUACAUGAAUAGCUGUACAUAGCAUAUUUAUCCAACCAUUAAUCCAUUCUCCUCUAAUUGAUAUUUUGUAAACUCUUUUAAGUCAUUUAUGCUUUAUUUAGGCUUAUUAAUUUCUUUUUAUGUCUCCCUCCAGGAACACAUGUUUAACCAUAAAGGAAACAAACCACACAAAUGUGAACAUUGUGAUUACACCAGUGUGUACAAGAAGGAUGUAAUCAGACACGCAGAAAUACACAAACGAGAACAGUGAGUGGCUACUUUAAGUGAUCUUCAUUUGGGCACUUUCCUUAUGCUAGAUUUAUUAAAAUUGCAAUGGCAGGCAGAGAUAUAUCACUAUAAUCGUGUUGUAUCACUUUACGUACCCUCCAGACUAUUCCAUGUUCUGUAUAUAAAAUAAUUUAAAGAUUAGGUUUUCUUUUUCAUUUCUUCACCAACUGCCCAUCAUGAUACUUGGUUCAUCUCUAUGUUGAAUUGAGUUUCUUUCUUUCUGCUUAUCCAGGGUGAUUAAAUAACGGCAGUGUGGGAGAAGGGGGGGUUCUCAUCACCUUCAUAUUAACAUUCAUAUUAACAUUGACCUUUAAUUAUUAUAAAUGCACUUUUUAUAGAAGCAGAUAUAUUAAUGAAUUAUUUCAUGUGCUACGCAUCUUGCAGAUGUUUUAGUACAGUGCUCUCCCAGCCUCCCUCAUACGUUACUAAUUGCUAUAGCUAUAGGCACUUAUCGCAAUAAACAUCCUGUGAAGUUAGAAGUGGGCACUUUCUAUGUUUUGGUUUUAUUUGCUUUCCAUUCUAUGUAUCCAGUUUCUCUAUCUCUCGCUUGAAGUUCUUCUGGGUUGUUGUUUGUUUUUUUUGUUUUUUUUAUAAUUUAACCCCUUCAGGAGGACGGAGUCAAUAGUACAUGUUCUGAUCAGAACGUAAACAAAAACUGGAAUUUGCGUUAUAUGUCUGUUAAACCGUAAUUCACCGCUGUCACAUUAAGUGCACCCACACUUAUUAUAUAUCAUUUUGUUCAGGAGAAACAGGGCUUUAAUUUAUCAUUAACUAUUCAUAUAUGGAACAUCAUUUAUUAUGAAUAAAAUGUAAAAAAAAUUGAGAAAAUAAGAUUUUUAAACAAAUUUGUAUUUCCGUCUGACAUUUUAGCUGUUAAUGUCAUAAUAGGUUUUACUGCAAAAAUAUGCACAUAUUUGUAAUCAGCGAUGUCUCACGAGUACAACAGUACCCCCCAUUAACAGGUUUUAUGGUGUUUUUGAAAGUUACAGGGUCAAAUAUAGAACGUUCCAUUUUCAAAUUGAAAUUUGCCAGAUUAGUAAUGUUACCUAUGAGACGGUGUGGUAGCCCAGGAAUGAGAAUUACCCCCAUAAUGGCAUACCAUUUGAAAAAGUAGACAAGCCAAGGUAUUGAAAGUGGGGGGUAUGUUUAGUCUUUUAGUAACCACUUAGUCAAAAACACUGGCCAAAGUUAGCAUUCAUAUUUGUUUUUGUGUGAAAAAAGCAAAAAACUAAUAUUUGGCCGGUGUUUGUGACUAAGUGGCUAAUAAGAAAGACUGGACAUACCCCACUUGCAAUACCUCGGGUUGUCUACUUUUGCAAAUGGUAUGCCAUCAUGGGGAUAAUUCUCAUUCCUGGGCUACCAUACGCUCUCAAAGGCAACAUAACCAAUCUGGCAAAUUUCAAUGUCAAAAAAAUGAAAUGCAAGCCUUAUAUGUGACUCUCUAACUUUCCAAAACACCAUAAAACCUGUACAUGGGGGGUACUGUUAUUCUCGGGAGACUUCAGUAAACACAAAUAUUAGUGUUUUAAAACAGUAAAACAUAUUACAACAAUAAUAUAGUCCAUAAAAGUGCCGUUCGUUUGUAAAAAAAUUUGUUUACUUAAAAUUCGUUUACUUAAAAUAUCAUCGUUGUAAUACAAUUUAUCAUUUUGAAACACUAAUAUUUGAGUUCAGCGAAGUCUCCUGAGUAAAACAGUGCCCCAUAUGUACAGGUUUUAUGGUGUCUUGGAGAGUUACAGGGUCAAAUAUAGUGCUUACGAAUUAAAUUCUCUGCACUUUCUCCCUGUGUUGUCAGGUAUGUCAAUCAAAUUUUAAUUAAUCAAAUCACAUAAUUAUGUUAAAAGAUUACUUAAAUAUACACGUAGAAUUUUAAUAUAUAUGCAUUUAGAGGUAUUUAAAUUCUACGUGUAUACUAAUGUAAUCUUUUAUGUAAUUAUAUGUAUUUAUCUAUAUAUAUAUAUAUAUUUUAUUUGCGAUUCUUUGUAUUUUAUAUAUAGAAUGUCAUUCUAAGUGUAUUUUGUUACAUAUAUAUAUAUAUAUAUAUAUAUAUAUAUAUAUAUAUUUUAACAGAAUAGUUAGAAUGAAAUUACAUAUGAAUAUAUAAUUUAUAUUAAAAUUAUACGUGUGUGUGUGUGUGUAUAUAUAUAUAUAUAUAUAUAUAUAUAUAUAUAUGUAUGUGUGUAACGUCAUUCUAAGGGUAUUUUAAUACUAAUAUAUGUAUUUAUAUUAAUAUUAAAAUACACUUUGACGUUACAUAUAUAUAAUGUGUAUGUGUGUGUGUGUGUGUGUAUAUAUAUAUAUAUAUAUAUAUAUAUAUAUAUAUAUAUAUAUAUAUAUAUAUAUAUAUAUAUAUAUAUAUAUAUAUAUAUAAUUUUUAUUUUAUUUUUAAAACAUGUUUCAUUAAUUUAUUUUACACUCCCCACCAGCAGGGGAACGGUCUGACAUUUCAGACAGUCCCCCUGCUUGCAGAUCCACAGCCAGCUAUAAGGGGCCAUGUGAUCACUCUUUGCGAGCGAUCACAUGGCCCCCGGGGGCCUCAUUUGCCGGGGGAGGGCUGCCUGGGCUGUGAGGCAGCCCUCCAGAAGAGGAUCGCGGCUGGGGUUGAAAGCCGUUACGGCGUUAAGGGGUUAAAAGUACAUUUAUCACAAGAAAAAAGGUUUCAGUAUUUUGCAGUGUUUUUAAACACUAUGAACAAAGUGAAGUUAUGCUUCCUCUCUUGCCUUCAUAAAGUACAGCGCACAGGUCAUAGAUAUCCUAAGUAAUUUGCACAGUCUGUCUUACGUUUUAUUUAUUAUUAUUAUUAUUAAAGUAGAACAUGUAUCAUACAUCAAAGUAGAGCUAAUAUAAAGAGUCUUACAAAAUAUCUUUCCCAUCAGGUCUAAAACAUGCUUACAAACGUUUAUCAGAAAAUAUGUUUUUAAUACUUACAUACUGUGGCUUGGUGUCGGAGUGCUACCUCUUUGGUCUGUUUGUCCAAUGAGACCAAAUAUCGUAAUUGGAAUCCGUGGGUUUUUCAUUUAUGUAGAAACCUUUUUCCACCUAGGCUUGAUAUUCCAUCUGUGAUUCUGUUUUAUUUAUACAACUUUGUAUUCCUGGCCGUAUAGUAUCCCUCUACGGUCAAAAUAGAAAAAUUUUCUAAGUCUGCUAUGCUUCCAGUUAAGCUACUAUGACCUAAAGAACCAUAUCAGAAGCGAGUAUUCUUUUUUUCAUUUUAUUAAUGCAUUGUCUGUAUAAGGUAAAUUCAUAAUUUAGAUUCCUUUAAUAUUUCAAUCAAGGCUUUUCAGAUUGGCAAAGCAAAUACCGUUUCAAGAUCAGGUUUAGCAUUGUUUUGUAAUUUAUUUGAGUAUAUUGAACUCCAGGUUCAUUUUUAGAUUGUUAGUGCUUACUGGAAUUGAAAGUUCUCAUUUAGGGUUACAUAUUUUGUGUGUUUUUAGUGUGCCUACGUAUGUUUGAUUUGUAUUUCUGUCCGAUAAAGGGGAAUUUGUUUUUAAAAAUAGAGAUUGUGUGACUUGGUAAAACAAAAAAAAAUGUUUUGUUUUUUUUCUCUCUCAUCUAGAAAGAAGAAAACAGAAAUGGUAAGUGCAUUAGAUCCCAUACCAUACUUCUUACAUAAGCUGCCCUCUUUAGUCAACAUAUCUGCUGUGGUGGUUAUGAUGGUAGAAGUGUACCUUAAUGCCAUUCUCUGCCAAUGGAGCAAGCCAUUUACCAGCAGUUUGCCCUCUUACUUGCUCCUCCAGGGUGCAGGGUCUGCUCUGUAGUUGGGUUUGGGCAGAAGCCAGAUGUUGAUCCUGUUACUCAUUCACUGGCUGAGUGCAUCAGCUGACCGAUUUUAGAUAAUGAAUGAGUGUGUCUGCAUCUUCACAGAACUGAAGUGGUCAUGGUGCUUGGAGUAACCCUUUAAAGCUGCAGCAGGUGCAAUUGUGUUUCUGCCAAGAGACCAAGUGGACCAAUUGUCCGGCAAUAAUGUCCUUUGGUCUAGCAUUAGAUCUGUGCACCCUACAAGCCUGUAUUAUUAAUUUUUUUGAUUAUUUUUUUUUUUUUAAACUCUUGCUGACGCGAGGGAGCAAGUAAAAGACGUCUGAGACAAAGAGAAGAUGUCCAGCUUCCUCCCUCUAGACCAGUACCAAACAGUCCUGAUGGCCAACCAACAAUCCAGGAUUUAUGCAUUUCCCUGUUUUAUUCCAUUGGAGUUACUGACAAAACCUGGAUUGUUGGUUGGUGUUGAGGACUGGUUUGGACUACCCUGCUCUAAUCCCCAUCAAAAGGUUUGUAUCGUUAUGUGAGGUGUAAGACAAUAUGGAAAAUGGGGGGGCAUUAAUAUAAAAAAAGCACUGCUCGAACUCUUAUUACUAUUAGUACAAUGUAUGAUAGAUUCUUUGCCCUGUCUGCUCCAUCAUUUCACCCACAGACCUGGACAUUUUGUUUACGUCCCAUUGCAUUUUUCAUUUUAGUUCUCAUCUAGUUACUCUUAUGAAGCCACAGAUUGUUUAAUGGUAGACAUUUCAUCACCAGCAAGCUCAUUUUCUCUUCUUCCUUGCAGCCCGUGAAAGAAAGUUCCUACCCGUGUCCUGUGUGUAACCGUGUUUAUAAUAUGCAAAAGAGGUUGACACAACAUUUGAAGACUCACAGUGCUGAGAAACCACAUAUGUGUGACAAGGUAACCAACACAAUUUUUUUCAUAUUUUUAGGAACACAUGUCGUGUGUUUAUUUUUUUUUAAUGUUCACUACACUAUUUUGAUUUGUUCACAGUGUGGAAAAGCAUUUAAGAAGCGUUAUACUUUUAAAAUGCAUCUUCUGACUCACCUUCAGAGUGUGGACAGCACCAGGUACUCACCCAGAAUACAAUUAUAGCACCAUAUCUUUACAUACAAUGCAUCUACUUUUUAUAUUUUAUAACGAAUCUGCAAUAAUGGCUCACAGCAGGUGUUACAUUUUCAACAACAUGCAACUUUUUCUUUACCUAAUAUUAUUACAGUUAGGAGUGGCCCAGAGCAUGUCUGCAAAGCAUCAUUCCUCGAUUAUACUAAAAAUUCCAGCUGACGUUAUCACUCUGUCAUACACAUUUCAGAGGUGCAUUAAUUUAUGCAGAAUAGUGUUUCCUCGCAUCAAAUCUUGUAUGCUGUCAAUUUGUUUGGAUGUCCAGCUACAGAUUAGAAGACUGGAGACCACAUUAAUAGGUUCCCCAUCCUCUUUCACAAAGACUUGUGUAAUGAGCUGAAACAAACUAGCACACUCCUCAUUUUAUAUGUGGGUGUCCGGGGCAAUCCCCCAAUUUAAUUGCCACUAAUUAUUCAGACCACCAUAACACUCGUAAAAUUUGGCUGGGUGUAGAUUAUUCCCUCUUUUUUAAUGGAACCCUGGUAAGCACUACAGUGUUUGUUUGUAUAGAUAAUGAAGUUGUGUUUUGUUUUUUUAUUCUUCCCAUAUUUCCCGGUGUUAUUCAAAGACCCCAGAGAAAUGGCCGGUCAGUAAUUUUCUGUUUAACAAGCAAAGAUCUUGUAUAUAUUUAUCACCAGUUACAUCUUUUCAGUAUACAUGUUGCCUCUUAAUGGUGAUCAGCCAGCAUGUUGGACUGUUUGUAUACUCCGAGAAUCUACUGUGAGUCCUCAGCAGUAAUCAAUAAUGCAUUAACAUGGGAUUUAAUUAUCCAGCGAAAACUAAGCUUUGACUAUUCAAGAGUAUUUAGCAGUUUCAAAAUGUAAUUAUGAGGAGGUUGUGUGUGUGUAAGUGUAAUAUUGAUAGAUGUAUGUGUAGAGCAAAAGUUUGAGGAUGUAAAAAAAAAAAAAAAGCCUAAUAUAUGUAGCCUUGUGUGUCUCUGUGAUCAGCGGAGAAAAGGUGGUUGGAUUUCUUUGUGCCACCGAUAUUCUUCAUUUUUUCGCCUUGGUGAACAAAUCUGAUGUGAAAUGGAGCAUACAAUUGCUGCAUACUGGGGCUCAGAAAUAGUAACUAGGUCACUUGGUAUCUCCAAUUCAGCUAGCAAAAGUCUACAUUUAUGACGCAUCUCUGGACUCAUGGGUUCGGCUGUCGCUGGAGACGGGGGUCUUCCCUAUCUUUUAAGCAUUUUUGCCUUUAGUAAGAGAAAAUAGAAACGGAACUUUAAAAAAGAAACUGCUCUCGAUAGGCAUUCUGUAAAAACCUACAAACUCCCUUGAAACAAAGAGUGUGCGAAGGAGUAUUUAAUAUGUUUUAGUGCUGAUAAUUACCCAAAGUUGCAGUGUUUUUUUUUUUUUUUUUUUUCAAGCCGCCUAGAUUAACUAUGAACGGCCAUUUAUUAUCAACUGCCAUUUGUUUGAUAUGCUUGGCUGAGAGUACUCACUGUGUAAAAUGUAUCAAAUGUCAUGAUCUAAAAUACUUUGCAAAGUUCCUGGAUUAAACUCUGAAGUUAACUGUCAGUUAAACUAUAUCCGUUGGGCUGUUUUGUGACUUCUAUAUGUGUCACUCACUUGUCGAAGGGAGUUUGUAAUAUUAUUUGGUAUUAGUGUAUUGGUAUCUUGACUUCAUUUAAUUUUCCUGUUCAAAAUUUUCUUUGCCUACUAAGCUUGAUCCACUCCCUUGGAUUAUCAGAUAUAUUGUAACGGUGGCUACACAGUAGAGAUCAUCAGCCUUCAUAUUUGCCGUUAAAGGACUACUAUAGUGCCAGGAAAACAUACUCGUUUUCCUGGCACUAUAGUGCCCUGAGGGUGCCCCCACCCUCAGGGUCCCCCUCCUGCCGGUCUCUGGGGAGAGGAAGGGGUUAAAAUCUUACCUUUCUCCAGCGCCGGGCGGGGAGCUCUCCUCUCCUUCCUAGCGACGUCAUCGGCUGAAUGUGCAUGCGCGGCAAGAGCCGCGCGCACAUUCAGCCAGUUCAUAGGAAAGCAUUUAGAAUGCUUUCCUAUGGAUGCUGGCGUCUUCUCACUGUGAUUUUCUAAACAUAGCUGUUUCUCUGAAACUAUGUUUAUAAAAAAAAAAAAAGGGGGGUUAACCCUAGCUGGACCUGGCACCCAGACCACUUCAUUAGGCUGAAGUGGUCUGGGUGCCUAUAGUGGUCCUUUAAACAAUACAGUAGGGUACUGGCACUUUAACCUCCUGUAGAUGUGAUGGAAUAACUGCCUGUAAGCCCCCAUUCUCAUACAUAUUGAAAACCAUAUAUCCUACAUAUCUCCCAGGCCAGCUAAGGGAAUUAUAACGGAGAGCGAUCAUGAGUAAGUUCCUCUCUCCUCCUCCUUAUAAAAGUAAAUAUGCAGGGACACUUUGAAAAGGUAAGCGUUCUUCACAAAUAAUCUAUUUGUCUCGUAAAGUCUCUGUGCAUUACUUGUAACUGAUAAUUACAUUUUUAUCUAAACGUUGUGCUAGCCAGAUUAUUGGCAGCUUUAUAACUUUAUAUUUAUCACGGUUUUAUUUCUGCUAUAUCCUUGCCACAAUGAUAAAGACUACAAAUAUGGAGUCCACAGGCAUCUGCACAAAGUUUAGUGCAAGGCCUAGCGUGCACCCAAAUGCUAGGAAUUGUUAGAUGCUCUACGAGUUAUUUGGGCUUUGCAUUCUCCUACCCUGUCUAUUGUUAUUAGUAGGAGAUUUGCAGUGGUGAAUUUUUGGCCUGACUUGAAUUUAAGCCCCCUAUUACACUGUACAAUUUGAGAGACUCGGUAACAAUGUAAAUCUGUUGCACACGCUUUAAAAAGACUAUUAUUUCUCUUUCGUUCCUUCUUUUUGUGAGAGUGCUAAGUAUAGAGUAGGUUAAGGCUUCCCUUGCCAGAAUCCCUAGGAAUUCUUCUGCACAAUUAACCUCCUGUGUUACUCUGUGAUUGCCAGGUUCAUAAUGAAUGCUUUGCAUGAUGAUGGUUUGUGGAUUAAUGUGUUCUCUGGGUGAUUCAUCUCUCCUUCUCAGCAUCUUCUGGUUUCUCUGAUUUCUUACCUUAUACUUUGUUAGCUAUUGUUUUUUUUGGGGGGGGGAGGGGGUGAUGGAGGCGAGUCUGUAUUUUAAUUCUGUUUUAAAUCAAGCUAUUAAAGCUUUCUAUGCAUAUUACAGAAUGUGAUAUAUUAAUGUUGUUUUGCUUAAAGGAAACCCAUAGGCUAGGAAUACAAAAUUGUAUUUCUAGUUCUAGAGUGCCUUUUUCACACCUCCUCCCCUGACGUUUGCCGAUGUCAACCAAAUGCACCCCUAUGGGGUUUUAGCUGACGCUAGAUGUCCUCAUGCAUAGUGUGAGUACGUCCAGGAUCAGUUAGGCAACCAAAAGAUGCCUAAUAGCCCGGAAGCGCCUCUAGUGGCUGUCUGGUAGACAUCCACUAGAGGUAGACUUAACCCUGCAAUGUAAUUAUUGCUGUUUCUCAAUAACUGCAAUAACAACUACUGCAGGGUUAAACUGACAGGGACAUUGCACCCAGACCACUUCAAUAAGCUGAAGUGGUCUGGGUGUCUAUAUAGUUCUCCUUUUAGACAAUUUAUGCCCAAUAUUUUCAAUAUGGGAACAAAAAUGCAACGUUUCGCCCUACAUAGAGGCCUUUAACGGCCUCUGUGUAGGCCGAAACGUUGCACUUUUUGUCCCAAUAAACCUGCCUUUCUGCAGCAAUCCUGAGUGCCUCGACCUAAUUUAUGUUAUCUACUAAACUGGGUUUUGCCAACCCUGGCCCUGAUAAGCACCUGGAUUCCUAAGUGUGAGUGCGCUGUCUUCAGUUUGUGAAUUACUACUAUAUUUUAAGUAGGCUGCCAGAAUUCCUUUAGCAAGUAAUGCAUAUUGCAAAGGAUAUAAAUAAUAGAGCCAGAAUGCUGUUUUCGAUAUAAAUGUUAAUUGUUUCUUUUUGACUAUAAACACGCACAUUUGAGAGCUAUACACUGAUAAAAUACCGCAGCUGUAUGUUAAUCGAAGAAAUGAGACAGAUGUUUUUAAGGAUAUUAAAUAGGUCUCAGAUUCUGUAUUUUUUGUGAGUCUGUUUUGCAGAGCUAUUUUAGACAAGCUGUCUGGAGAUAGCUAGAGGGUCAUUUUGCUCAGAUAAUGUAGGGGCCUUCCAAGGAAGUGGAGAUAGGGAUACCGAAAGCACUAAAGAGAUGCUGACAGGCACAGCAAUUGUUAGGUGUGCCUACUAGCCCCUGUAAGGGAUCUCAGGGGAAUAGAGGCAGCUGCGUCAAGACUGGUGUGGCAAGGUAAGUAAAACUAUUUUAUUUGUUUCGGGAGAGUCCAUGUAUCUAAAUGGAUAGAUAAACACUCUAACUUUCGGAAUACAUGUUUGUAUUCUAAACUCUAGUAUUCCUUUAAAUGGUCUACAGUAUCUUACUUUAAAUGUGCUCAGAUCAACCUAUAUGAAUGUUCUCCUUCUAGAAUUCCAAGAAUUGGAACACUACUGUUUCUUUUAAAAAGCUUCAAAGCAUUAGUGAGUUUAUUCUUUCAGCAUAACACAAUGUUUGGUAGCAUCAUUAGGUUGGAAAAACAGAGUAAUACGGUGAAUUAUAUAGUGGGGGACUUUUAAGUAGAUGGGUUUGUUGUGCAAAUUCAGAUGCUACAUCCCAUUGUCAAAACAUUUUUUUUUUCAAUAUAUAUUGCGCAAAUAGUUUUUCUUAUUAAAAUUACAGUGAUAAUACACUGAGGGGGGUGGGUUGUCUGUUGCUGACGACAUACACCAAAUAUGCUGAGAACUGACAUGAUGAUGCUAGUGGAGAUGGUGUUACAUCUCAGGAAAGGGUUUAACUCUUUAUGGACAACAUUUUAAACUGAAAUGCUGCACAUACAGACUCCAAGUUCCAUGACUACGUCAAAUCACUGAAGUGGUCACGAUGUUUGGGUAACGUGUUUUAUUAUUAUUCGAGGAGAAAUGUGACUGCCAUUUUUGCAUCCUGAAGGUGUCUAUGAAAGACUGAACUUGAUGGGCUUAUGUCUUUAUUUUUUGCAGCCUGUAUACUUUAACAUCACUUAUAUAUGUUAACCUGCUCCAUACAAUUCAUUGGUGUUCGGUAUGGGAAGGGUAGGGAGAAGCUUGAUGUUGUAGCUUGAGAGCACAACAUUCUAAACGUUUUUUGUUUUUGUUUUGUUUUUUACGGAUUCUGAAAAGCUCGAGCAACACCUACUCGCCCUUGUAUUCUCAUAUAUGGGGUUACCAUUAUUAUUUAUAAAGCGCCAACACGUUCCGUAGCGCUGUACAAUGGGUGGUCUAACAGACAGGUAUUUGUUACCAGAUGAGUUGGAUACACAGGGAUUGAGGGCCCUGCUCAAUGAGCUUACAUGCUAGGGGGAGUGGGGUAAUGUGACACCAAAAGUAAGGGUAGGGUAGAGAAGUAGUUUGCUAGGAUAGUGUUCACCAUCACUGUCCCUCAACUAACCUAACAUCCCUAGUAUAACAGAAAUAUUUCUAUCUACUCUGGACACUCUGUGAUAGUACUUUUCAUGCCAUACUGUGUGACAGCCUUGACACAUUUACAUUUCUGGCUAAUGCUGUUGACAUAAUGCUGAAUGCAUACAUAAUUAAAUCCCAUGGACUUUGGUUCACCACCUUCUCACAAUGUCUGCUCCCUCCAGGUAUAAAUGCGAGUUCUGUGAAUACAUGUGUGAAGAUCGGAAGCAGCUUCUGAAUCAUCAGCUCACUCACAUGAAUGACAAACCAUUCAAAUGUACUCAGUGCAAGUAUCACACCUACCGUCAGGACUUCUUGCUGUCCCACCAAGCCACCAGGCACGCAGGUUUGCUCUUUUCCAGGGUAACUCGGGUAGGAGGGUUGGGGAGAACUUCAGGCAAGCCACAUACAUAAUGUAACCAUAUGUAUAUGGGAUAGCUUCCUAAUUGUAGAACAUAAAUCUUACUUGAUUUGCUUUUAAAAAUUUUUUAGGUGGAAAGCCAUUUGCUUGUGAUUAUUGUCACUUCCAUACCAAACACAAGAAGAAUCUGCGCCUCCAUGUGAAGUGUCGACACGUGAACCUGUUUCAAGAGUGGGUCCAGCGCCACCCUGAGGAAACCCCAAGCCGUCAGCGACCCUUUUUCUCCAUUCAACAAAUUGAAAAACUGAAACAGCAACAUGACCAGUUGGAGAACCCUGCUCAACAAGCACCGGAAGUUGAGGUUAGGACUUACACAAACUCUUGAGUAAAUAUGAGCACACAGAGCCAUGUAUGAAAGAGACAGAAAAGUGGCCUAGUAAUACAAAAAUGGAGGCAGCACGUGUCAGGAGCAUGAUCUAAUAGAUUAGAGCACCUGAAAGCCAUGGGAAUAUUGCAGUUAUCAUAUACGAUAUUAGAGAGAACUGAGGGAAUUAAUAAGCUGGGGUAGAAUGAAAGCUUGAACAGUAGAGUAAUUAUUAGCAGUGGAAAGAGGGUGAUCAUGCCAUUGUACAGAAGACCUCAGUUGGAGUAUUGUGUGCAGUACUGGAGACCAUAUCGCCAGAAGGAUAUUGAUACUUUGGAGAGAGUGUUCAGAGAAGGGCUACUAAACUGGUUCAUGGAUUGCAGGAUAAAACUUACCAGGAAAGGAUAAGGAACUUAACAUGUAUAGCUUGGAGGAAAGACUAAACAGGGGGAUAUGAUAGAAACCUAGAAACCUUUAAAUACAUAAAGGGAACAUUAAAAUACAUAAAGGGAAUCAACACCGUAAAGGAGGAGACUGUAUUUAAAAGAAGUACUAUCACAACAAGAGGACAUCGUCUUAAAUUAGAGGGCAAAGGUUUAAAUAUAAUAUCAGGAAGUAUUACUUUACUGAGAGGGUAGUGGAUGCAUGCAAUAGCCUUCUAGCUGAAGUGGUAGAGGUUAACAUAGUGAGGGAGUUUAUGCAUGAGUGGGAUAGGCAUAAGGCUAUCCUAACUAAAAGUCCAGGGACUAAUGAAAGUAUUUAGAAAAUUAGGCAGACUAGAUGGGCCAAACUGUUCUUAUCUGCCGCCACAUUCUAUGUUUCUAUGUAAGCCUCGAGAUUGAUCAGCAGGCACAAAGAUGUGUAGAUAAUAAUCCGUAAUGAAAGUAACUAGGCAUACAAGGUAAUGUAUUUUUUUUUACUGUUCAUUCUGAAUGUGCACAAACUUUUUUUUUUUGAUGACUUGUUUCUGUUCAGAACUCCCAGACACAACUAGCCAUGCUGCACCAACCGACACAACAAGCAGGAGAAGAGCAGUCUCAGAACAGUCUGGAAACUGCUGCAAUCAUAUAUGACCAAGGUGAGAAAAAAUAUUAUUACACUGAAGCAUUACGUUUGAAUCAAUGUGCAUGCCCCUUUCUGCAGAUUUUAAUAUUUUUGUGGACCAAAGAGCUAGUUAUUGUAAUGGGGGAUGUGCAGCACUCUUAAGGGAAAAAAGUUUUGAAAAUGAGAAACUCAUUGCUCCCUCUUUUUUCAGGUGAGGAAGAACUCACGACUCGAGCUGCUCUUGACUUGCUUUUAAAUAUGAGUGCACAAAGAGAUGCUUCUGGUGAUGGCCUGCAGGUAUGUCUUCUGAAAUAAUCCUACACAUGUUUACAGGCAAACAGCCAUAGAGAUACUUUUUCCUUUUGCACAUCCAUGCAAAUAUUCCCAAAGCAUAUAGUUAUCAAAGUGCAAUAUUAAUAUUCCAGUAUUUAUAUUAAAUUUAAGGAGGACUCUCAGGCUUUUUCAUGUAAAACUCACUUUUAAGGUGCACAAUUCCCAACAAACUUUUCAGUCCAGCAUUAAUUUCACCUGGAUUGUUAUCAUCCUUCUAUAGUUGAGUUGCAUCACAUUGCAAUCUUUCACACUAUAUUUAUCCUCCAUCAUCCUAUCGGAAUGUUUCCGUGCUUAGUACCUUCUCUACAUGCACACAAGACUGACAGGGCACAAGAAUUGCACAAUUACACUGCAUGAAACCAUGUCUCUCAAAGCAGGCACACCAAUGACACUGUACGGAACAAAGCACCAAACAUACAUGUUUUUUUUUCCAGGUGUGAGGAAGCUUCCAUACUCCUUUUACUAUCCGUAUCUGAUUGGCCUUAACAACAUUACUUGGUUUUGUUGGAAUUUGAAGCUUGAUCUUGAUGUCCUUGUUUAAAAUUGUUUUAUGGGUACUUUUUUGUUUAGAACCAUCACACGUAUUUUAGGCUUAAUUUUUGUUGUCAUCGUAAUGCAGGUUGCUGUGGUUAAGUCUGGCACUUGUGGGGAUGGUCAAGGAUCAGAGGCAUCCGAUGGUGCCCAAGAACCACCAAUGACUCAGGUCUUGACCCUGCAUAUGGAUGAAAGAGAAGUGUCAGAGGUUCAUCAGGCUGGAUUUGAGGAGACAGGCGUGCAGCAGAUCACCAUUAACACAGCAUUCACAGCUGCAGAGUAUAGUCUAAUAAAUGCAGAGAACAUCCAGUCAUCGCUUUGCAGGUAUUCCUCCAGGAGGGAAAAAGAAAAUAAUUUGGUGCUGUGAGAAAUAAGUGAGGCAAAUUAGUCAUGUGACAUUGUUCUGGUGUGUAACAGGAGAUCAGAACAUUUGUAGAUAAAGAGCACAACAUGGGAUACUGUAGUGUUUAGUCUGGAAAUCGGUUAUUUGUACCAUUUAGAUUAUACAAGUUUCUUAUACAAUAUCCAUUUCUAUAUUGCUGAUUACAGUGAUGCUGACAUCCCAAAUGAUUCCCCUCAAACUCUUCUGGGUGAGAAUUUAAAAGACAAAAGGGCACUUCAGGUCCUACGCAAGCCUCGACAAGUUCAGGUAAUGUCCCAUUUCGUAUCGUUCUUCCUUGUGUUCCAGUUCUCUCAUGUGCUUGAUUUUCCCAAAACUCUUUUCAUUGUGAUAUUUUAUUUUUCCAUCCUUCAGCUUGCCUCAGGUAAUUCUCCUCCACCUCCUGCUGCUAAAAAGUUUUCCUGUAAGUUUUGCAGUUCCUCCUUCUGGGGUCGAGCAGAAAUGGAGAGUCACAAGAGAGCACACGUAGAGGGAAGCAAUGGAUUUAAGUGCCACGAUUGUAACUUCAUUGCACCGUCCUGGCCUGAAGUUCGGGUAAGGCAAUUCAAAGCUCUACUUUACUGCUUCUCCACUAAUUUUAAUGUAAUCAUAUUGUUCUUUCUUACAGCACCUAUUACAAUGUGCUCUCCCUCUUUUACAAAGAAAACCUUACAAUAUAUAUCCCGUUCGUUCAGCCUCAUGAUUGUAUGUCUUAUUUUAAGUAUUUCUAUUUCAUGAUUCAAAUCCGCUGGGAGCUGUAUUGCUGGAUAUCCCUAAACUUCAUCCUUGUCUUUAUACUCUCCCUAAUUUUUUUCUACACUCUACCAUCGUUCAGGACCUGUCUAUUCAAAUAGACCCCUUGUAAUCUCUUUUCUCUUUUCUCCAGAACAUAAAAACUAAAAUAUUUUAACUUAGUUGGGGUAUUUUUCUGUUUUAGUCUAUCUUCAAUUCGGUUUCCAAUUCUCCAGAAUACCCAGUUUAGUGAACAAACCACCCAUGUUGGUAAACUUGGAAAAACUGAACAUUUCUCAAACUUUUAUUUGUCGCUAACAGUUUCUAACAAUUUCAGCAUUGUGGUAGUCCAUGUGUCACCUUUGUGUCUUUCCAUUGUGGUUUUUUUUGUUGUUGUUUUUUUUGUUACCUAAAAAAGACAGACCUUCAGUUCUGACACAGCAUUAGCCUCACACUUGUGGUUUUUGAUCACAUCUAACUUCACAGUAGCCAUGACACAUGCACAACAAUGUCACAUCUGCUCAAUUUGAAUAUCUUCUUCUUACUCUAAAUUCUCUGACAUCUUGCUUCCAGGAUCACAUGACGUUGCAUGCUGAUCUUCGUCCUCACCGCUGCAAUCAAUGCAGUUUUGCCUCCAGGAAUAAGAAGGAUUUAAGUAGACAUGCCAUGACGCACACCAACCACAGGCCCCACUUCUGCCAUUUGUGUGGACAAAGGUACUAAUCUGCUAUAUUUUAAUUCCUUUUUGUUUUCUCGAACCCCAUCUUUUAAUUGAAUUAUUGUCUCUUCUUUAUACAUUGUUUUCUUUUACAUCUGUACCCUUCCACUUAUAUUAUUUUGUAAUCCCUUCCAUUUUAUUGUUCUUCUAUUUGUGCUUUCUAAAGCCUCCUUUGUUUUCCAUGUCUGUUUGUUUCUGUUCACACUAUAUUCUGUUUUACAACACUCUUGUCUUUUAUCCUUCUUUUUGAUUGUCUAGCCUUGUUUUCUCAAGCUUAUUUUUUUUAUGAUUUUUUUUUUUUUUUUUCACUUCACCUUCCUUCCUUUACACCUGUGCGCUGUCUUUUCAGGUUUAAUCGGAAAGGUCAUCUGAAAUUCCACAUACAGCGACUACAUAAUGGAGGCAGCGUUCCACAGCCUGAGAACGAAGGUCGGGUUUGGCUAGAAUACAUAGAGAGAACACGUUGUAUGUGUAUAGUAUUUUUAGGAGCCAUUUUUCAAUCUGUCAUUCACUAUCUUUCCAGAGCUGACAUCCGGGCCUCCUUUGGAAGAGGAACAUGUGUUCUUAACGCAGGGGGAAACUAUUUCUAAUCAGGUUAAAAUUAAGCAAUGUUAUGUUUUUAAUAUUCUUAAAGUAUGGGGGUUUUUUUUUGUCUUCUAUUCUUGGUUUUAUCCUUCUCUCCACUACCAUGUGCUGAUUGUUUCUUCUCUUUUUUUUUGUUGAAGGGGUUGUUUAUUUUUAUUUUUAGUGGGUUGAAUUAAACUUGAUUAUAAAGUAAGUGAACACUAGAGUAUCCUGUUUCUAUAUAGGAGAAUACAGCUUACAUCCAAGAAAUUACAACGGCGGAUGGACAAACCCUUCAGCAACUGGUCACUGCAGAUAACCAGGUAAAUGUGUUGCCGUUUAUACACAGUUUUGUUUGUUGUUUCCAAUGGUUUUAUCAUUCUGGUACUUGCUGUAUCCAUACAUCUAUAUAUGUAAGAUACCCAUCUCCAUUGUGUUAUACUCUCUCUUUAUAACCCUUUCUGCAGGUGCAGUACAUUAUUUCCCAAGAAGGAGUCCCUCACCUACUUCCACAGGAAUAUGUAGUGCUGCCAGAGGGACACCAUAUUCAGGUAGUUACUUCUGGAUAACAGAUUUCUGUCCUGUUUACAAUCUGCACCCCCUUAAUUAUUAACAAUUAUGCUGCUCCUCUGACACUAAAAGUGCCUUUCUAUUCCAUAAACAUAACUGUUCUAUCCAUGUCUCUUACGUGUAUAGAAAUGAUAUCAAACUGAUAGGUUUCAAGACUUCCUCGCACUACUUAACCCAUCAAGCCACUGUCCGUCAGAAGGAGAAAUAAAUAAAUUGAUAUAUCGGUUUUAUCAACUUCCAGUUAUCCCAUUUUUGCCAGAACAGAGAUAAACCCAUCCUGCAUUACGAAAUCUACCUGGAAGUUCUGUUUGCAAAUGGUACUGUUUGCAAAUUGAAGUGCCGCUAGAUGAAGGACACAGCUUAUAGUGUCAAACUAAAAUAAGAUGCCAGCGCAUUGUAUUUAACGUUGAUCCCUCUUAUGACUCAUGGGCGCCUAUUGUUAAUAUCUCCCCCUUCAAAUGUUAUAGUGGGUGACAUUCUAUGUACAUAGAUUGAAACCCCAAACUACAUUGCUGGCGAAGUGUAUCAUGGUGCCUUACAUCUGAACCCUCCUUUAUGUCAUGAUAGUCUCUGUGCAAACACUUUAAAGGGGGCUGUGGGAGGGGAUUUGGCUGUAAGAGAUGUUCUUGCGAGCCAUAUGGCUGUGGGGCCAUGUACUGGUGGAGGAUUGUGGCUGUGGGCAUGUGCACUGGUGGUGGGGUAAUUGAAGAUGUGGCUGUGGGGAUGUGGUCCGAGGAGAUGAAUUUAGUAUUCUAGUUACUUAAAAUUUAGCUUAAAAUAUCUUUCCACAGCCAUUUCCUAAACCUGAAACCUAAACUGUGCACUAAAACCAGUUUUGCUGUUUAGUGUCCCUAUAAUCUCAUGCACAUUAUUGACUAACAAUCAAGGUAAGCUUAUUCCUGCUCACCUAACUUAAAGGAAUACUAUAGGCAGCAUAACUUUAGCUUAACGAAGCAGUUUUGGUGUAUAGAUCAUUCCCCUGCAUUCUCACUGUUCAAUUCUCUGCCGUUUAGGAGUUAAAGGGAAACACCACUGCCCAAAUGAGCCAAAAAGAAAAUGGCUCUUUAGUAGUCGUUAGUCCUCUUUUACCUCCAAUAAACACACACGUUAAUUUCUACAUACAUGUGUUAAUUUGGGGUACAUCAUAAAAGAGCUUACAAAUGCUGCAGUUAUUAUGAAUUGAAGCUUUAGCGAGCCUUCUUCCCCCUUUUCCUGCUACUCUUCUUGGGGAAAUAACCAAUUAGAGACUUGCAGGAUGUCUGGUCUGAGAUCUGGAGUAUAUAUGUGAACUGAUCUGAGGGCUGUGGGGGAGGUGAGUGACGAAACAAGUCUGCAAACCUCCCUGGCCGUUUAGGUAGCCUGUGUAAGUCACCUGCAGAGAGGUGUGACAAGGGCCGCAUGAAUAAAGUGAUUUAACUCUUAAAUGUCAGAGAAUUGAGAAGUGAGGCUGCAGGGACAUGAUCUAUACAAAAACACUUUAUUAAACUAAAGUGGUUUUGGUGCCUAUAGUAUCCUUUUAAGAUUACAAUAAUUUGCAAUAUUAGCACCAUUCAGAAUCCCAGUUUAGACCUCCAAAUUGUUAUACUUUAUUCCAUAGUAGUAACUAGUUAUGUCCCGAACGGUUCGCCGCGGACUCAUCAUUGAGUAAACUUUGACCCUGUACCUCACAGUCAGCUGACACAUUCCAGCCAAUCAGCAGCAGACCCACCCUCCCAUCUCCUGGACAGCAUCCAUUGUGAAACUGCAUUCUUAGUGAGCUGUCCAGGAGGUGGGAGGGAGGGUCUGCUGCUGAUUGGCUGGAAUGUGUCUGCUGACUGUGAGGUACAGGGUCAAAGUUUACUCAAUGAUGAGUCCGCGGCGAACAGUUCAGGACAUCACUAGUAGUAACCUUUUUCAUCACAUGAUGAUACUUGGCAUUUCUGUGGUUUUAAAAAUGCUUUAUAAGUUAGAAUGCUUAACGAGAUUGCUGUUUUGGCACUGACUAAGACCAACUCUGCAUUAUUAUGGAUAAGCACACAUUAAAAAAAAUAUAUGGUUAGGCAAUUUUUUUUUUUUUUUAAUUAAAAAAUAUGUAUAUAUUUUCGCUUUUAAUAGUGUUACAAAUCUUUUAAGGUUAUCUGGCACUUCUCAGGAUUGUUAAUAUUAUGAUCACUUAUCCCUUAAACAUGUUAAAUAUAGGGGAUAAGUGAACACAAUAUUAAAAUUCCUUAUUUACUUUUACAACACCAUUAAAGCCCAAUCGGUAAUGUUUUUGUGUUUUAUGUGUUCUUUGUGAAAAUUUAAAUAAGAAUGUUCUGUCUCUGCCUACAUUUUAAGUCCCUUUUACAUCCUGGUUACUGCAUGCAGGAAUACAUCUGAAAUCCCUUAGUCUAUAUUGAAGGGACACUCCAGACCCCUGAAGCACUUUAGUUUGCUGAGAUACUUGACAUUCAGAGUGCAGAUACAAGAGGCUGCAAAGGAGUAUGCUAUUCUGCAAAGGCUGCGAUUUAAAACACAUACAACAAGCAUGAAUGACAUUCUCAUAUAACCAUAACCGAACUAUGAGUAUGUUGUGACUAGUAUAGGAUGUCAUUAAACAUCUCCCGUUCACUCCGCCUUUUAGUCCCCCCUCCCCAUUAGACAAUCUUUAGGGGUUUUGUUUUGUUUUUCUCAAUUAUAGAAUGCAGCAUCAAGAAUUCCAGCACAUUAAAGUAAUGUAUAGCGCAAUACACAUUCCGAGGCAUGUUGACAGACAUGAAAGUAUUAUGAAUUGUAUAACAGACAAUAUGCAGUAAGGUUAUGGUGUGCAUUACUGUCACAGGGAGAUUAGUAGUGCGGUUGUAGCUGGUGUAUGUCUGUGUGACCUUAACAAAUAUGGGCAAGUUCUUAGAUCGGGAUUAGGCGGAAUACUAAAGGGUAGGUCUUGUUAUGAUGGUCUCGUUGGAAAAUGAGUCACGUCCCUCUGCAUCCAUUUGAUCUCCUCGUACAUUGGCUGCCUCAGGGAGUCCCAGAAGUGUUAAGAAUAAGAGAGAGGGGGGCGGGGCUUAGCGGCGGAACGAGCCGGACGCCAUUUCUGACAGCUCUGAGCUAACUGAAACUGAAUCCGUCAGCAUCACCAAAAGUACUUGCCAUCCACGCAAACAAUUACCAGCAUUGCCCGAGGGAGUCCAUCCUGCACCGCCCGAUGCCAUUCCGGUACAAUUCGAGGCAGGUAAAGCCCAAAACGAAAAUCCGGGCCUACUACACACCGAACAGCCGCGGCCUGGAGUACUUGUGGGGCGGAGAGAGCCUGGGAGACCCAAGCGAAGUCCAUCUACAGGACCCCGACCAGUCCCACAAAGAGAUGGGGCGCAGAUCACAACGGCCACACCAAGGUACUGUCACAGCACAGCCUGACAUAGGGGCAUUGCUGCAGAAACAAACCCCAGCCAAAAUGGCGUCCGACCAGGGCCCAGACCCCCCACAGGCAGACACCCCACCUGCACAAACCACUCAGGGGGACACACAGAGAUCUCCACAGCUCACACAGACCCCAACCACCAAACCCAUACCCCCACAGGGAUCAACAGACCCAGCCACAAAGCAGGACCUGCAGCAGUUGCAAACUAUGCUGCAGGAUAUACAACACCUGCUGGCAGCAGACCUACCAGCGCUCAAAACGAGCAUGCAACAGAUCACAGAAAAAGUGACCACUACUGAAAACCAAGUCAAAACAAUACAGGGAGAAGUCUCUACGCUACAAGAUUCGCUCCACCAACUACAACAAGACCAGCAACGCUUAGCAAUACAACUGGCGACGCAGGAGGACAAAAACCGGCGCAACCACAUCAAAAUCAGAGGCAUCCCGGCAUCGGUGAGCAAAGAAGACCUACCGCAUUACGUGAGGCGACUCACACAAUCACUACUCCCUCCCGCAGUAACUAAGAAACUCGCCUUUGCAGGGAUUUACCGCCUACCCACCCCUCCUAGAGCCGCCGCAAAACGCUAGCCGGAGAUGUCAUUGUCCGGUGCGCCCUACCGCAAGACAAGGGGCACAUCAUGAGCGCCAUCAGGGGUAAGACCCCGCUUGAUUUCGAGGAAACCCAACUGACCUUUUAUCAGGACUUAUCCAAGGCCACCCUCCAGUGGAGAAAGUCGCUUACGGAACUCACAGGCCAUCUGCGUACAGCGGGGAUACCAUAUAGAUGGGGGAACCCCCGCUCUCUGCUCAUCACCCACCAGGGGACCACCCAUAAAAUCACCUCAGGGACUGAGGCCCCUACACUACUCACAAAAUUGGGCCUGCAAAACUUGCCCAACCUGGGCACUCCCCACGUAUGGAAUCCAGAUACCUCGGAUACGUUUGUGCCGAGAAGACAGAGAAUGGACACGCAAGCCACCUGACGGACAGGGGGAGAGAGGUCUCUUAACCCUGCCCGCUUAACGGCGAUAUCCAUAUGUCUUGUCUACUACAAUCUGUAUUCCCACCACCCUCCGCGCAAUACAUUUCUGAUGUUGAAGUUCUUAUCUGUUUAUCGCUAGCUAGAUGACUUAGCUGACGAGCUGCCGCAUUACCAGACCAUAAGCUAUACCCUAAGCCAAAACCUACCCCCCCGACAGCCCCUAGGUUAGGGCUACCACCCCUCAUGAGAGGUCCCCAGCGGAACUAGAUGACCAAGCCACUUCGGAACACGUGUACCACUCACCAGACUACAUGACCGACGAAACUACACCUACUGCACCCACAUGGACCCUAGCACCACUCCGCAUCUCCACACAUACUUCCUAGCACCAAUAGGGUCACGUCAUCGACACCAACCCAUGACCUAGGUACUGCACCCACAGACGAGUAACACGACUAAACCCCUAUACGACACAACCUCUACCUAGGAUGUUACGCCUGUUAAACUUAAUGAAAAAAAUGUGCUAAAACUGAUCACAUGCAUUAUCUGACAAAUGUUUAAACCUGUUACCUACUCAAACGAUGCAUAAGAUGCAACAUGUCUAACUCUUGUGCACGCAAAAAUAAAGAAUUAUAAAAAAAGAAUAAGAGAGAGAAGAGGGAUAAGGGGCGGGGGUGGGGAGUAGGGUUAGAGGAAAGAGAAGGAAAAGAAAAGACAAAAGAAACUCCCAUUAUUUACAUUAUACCUAAUAUGUAUAUGUGGUAUUCAACCCCGGGGUUGACCCUCUUUAUUCCCCAGCCAGGACCCGAUGGACACCCUGGCUGAUCUAGCAUGAGUUUCAGGAAUAGUCACAGGUCUCCAUGAAUGAAGAGACAAAGGGCCCUUAGACAGGGUUGGUUAGGCGUUUUGCCUACGUUUGGGUACAUUUCUCAGUCGUUCCACAUAGAGAGGCCGUGAGGAACUCCAUGUUGUAUAAUUCUUAAACUGAUUCAUAAUAAAAUGAAAGAUAGGUGAGGUGCAGUGAGAAGAAUUAGUGCAGGCAAGCUUCUGUGGAGAGGUCACUCCAACCCCAAAUAUGUACCAAAGAAAACCAGAAAAACACAGGGCGCCACAAUCACUAUAUAAAUACUGUAUAGGGGUAAAGGAAGGAAAAAAUGAGAUCAAGAGGAAAAAAAUAUAUAAAGUAAACAAAAAUUUAUUACAUAAAAAAUCCACAAUAUAUAGCACAAAACAUGUGCAGUAAAAUAUAUAUUAAAAGGCCAUAAUGGGCCAGAGACCCAUAAGUAUAGCAGCUUAACACAAUAAAUACUGGACUAAAUACAUAAAGUGCAAAACGUGCAAAUGAGAUUAAAGUGCACAACUUGGUCAUCCAGGUGUACACACAGUAUUAUACCAUAGAAAGAAGACUCAAAUAACAGAGUGAGCACUUAAUAGUCCAAAUAGACACAAUAUUGCACAAAAAGAUAAAUCCAGCAUAUGUGAUAAUAAAACUGCCGAUACCAAAUCACAGGGUCUCCUGGUAAGCUCAACGCGUUUCGUCCUACGACUUCCUCAGGAGCAUCGAAACUGAUUCAUGGUUGGGGUUUCUAACUUGCGCCACUUGAGCAGUGUGAAGGAAUAACCCCAUCACUUGGUUCAGCACAUUUAAUUUCCUUUAUGUUCGUUUAUUUGUUCGAACCCACCUGGUUCAAUUCCCGAACGAGGACCACUCCAACACCUCAUUAGAACAUGGUGUUGGUAUGAAAACCACAACAGAAACAAUUAAUAGAAUGCUCCCCUGGGUGGCCACCAUUUCGUGCAACACGUGGUUGUCAAACUGGAUGCAAGCCAUUUUGUCUCCCGAACGCAGGCAUUUGUACUUGGUCGUCGAGUGCCUGGAACUGAUUUCAGCCAGGCACUCCUGCGUACACCACUGAAGAUGGAACUACUGCCUGUUUAAGUUCCCGACCGAUCAGAAUUGCUGAUUAAAUCAGGGUUUGACAAAUUAAAUAGCAGUGAUGACAAAUUGCACCCGAGCUGAGAAGCUGUCUCUAUAUCUUUUUAACUUCCCUGACCGGGCCCCACAGCUUGCAUCUCUGUAUGCUUCCACAGCAGAGAAAACUUAAGGUUUCUCCUUGCACUCCCUUUGGCAUGCUAACAUAGAGUGCUAGUGUGUUGUCAUAUCUAAUUACUUCCUGCAGUGUCUGUUAGGAAGCCAGGUUCCGUUCACAUCACUAUAAAUCAGGGUUAACUUCAAUGACUUGGAGAUAUAACGUGCUUUAGCUAACCUCAUUAGCUGAUCUUUUUUUUUUUUUUUUUUAAUUCUUUAUUUUUCAUUUUUGGUGCAACAUUUAGAUUGUACAGAUUGUUAAAAAGUUGAGGUUCGGUACCGUUCAUAGUUUGCACCGUUUUGGGUCAAGCAAUAGCAAUAAUUUUAAACAACAGUAACAUGUUAAAACAAAACAGUAUUCAUUAUUUAGGUGUUAUGAUGUUUUGUGCGUUCUUGUGUUGGGAGAGGACUUUGCUUUCAAUCAGUAGCUCCUGUCUAGAGUAGGUCUGGUGGUGAUGGGACCCUAUGUGAAGAUUGAGUAGGUUUUCGAGUCGUGUAGUAGCAAGGUUGCGUCAAUUCCAUGUUUCAUGGUCGGACUCGCUGUGUUGUGCUGAGUAUAGGUGUCUACAUGCGUUAGUGGAGGUGAGCUGUUUGUCGUAGAUAGCGUGCUUUGGGUUGAUUACCCCUAACCAAGGGGGCUGCGGGGGGGGGGGGUGAUUUGUCAGGCGCUCUGUGGUUGGACGUGUGAUAUGUUGGCUCUCAGUGGCGUAGAGAGGGUGGGUGUGGCAAUGGCCUGUAGUGUUUGGGAAUUGUUAGCGGAGGCUAAAUAGUAAAUAUUGUAAAACGUAAGUAGUAAAUAGUAUAAAACAUGAAUAGUAUAAAACGUAAAUAAAGUCACGGAAUGAAAUCAAAAUUUGUGUGCACCAUUCCUGGUGGCAAAGCCUGCGGUGUCAGUCCACUUCAGUCAUGGUACAGGGUGUUGUGACCCGCUGGGUCUCGGUUCCGACUGGGCGUUGUUCCUGGGAUCCUGGACUUCCAGUUGCGGGCUUUUUCGUGGUGGAAGCAUCGGGUUGGGUAGUUUCAAAGCGGUUAGGAGAUUAGGUGCUUCUUCCACGGAGGUUAGGACGUGGGUAGUGCCUUCUUGGGAUACCUCCAGAGUCCCGUUAGUGCCCCAUUUGUAUGCAAUUCCCGCUGCUCGGAGUUGUGUGGUGAGCGGUCCAUACGAUUUGCGCCACAUGAGGGUGGCCUUUGAUAGGUCCUGGAAGAACGUCAGGGAAGAGUUCUCAAACAGAAGCGGUGUCUUGCCUUUCAGCCCAGCCAUUAUGUGUAGUUUAUCUUGUACUGUGACACAUCUGAGGAUGACGUCUCUGGCCGUUGGGGUCUUUAGGUGGGGAGGGGUAGGCAAGCGGUAUACCCCAUCUAUGAUCAUUUUCUUCACUGCCGUGUGUGGGAGUACUGUAGCUAGUAGGCGUCUGGUGUAAUGCGGCAGCUCUUCGGCUGAUAUCUCUGCAGGGAUGCCCCUGAUUUUUAUGUGUGAGCGGCGUUGUCGAUCUUCCAUGGUUGACCUUUUGAGUGACAGGUACGUUUGUUGUUGUUGGAUUUGUUUGAUGGUGUCUUCCAUCGUGUUUAUGUGAGCAUGUACCAUCACUACUUCUGCCUCCGUGGUGUACACCUUUUCCGUGACCGUGCGCAGUUCGGUCCUCAGAAGGGCUGAGUCAGCUGCUAGGAGCUUAUGGAUGUCUGCCAGAAGAAGCUUUAAGUCACGUUUAGUGGUUGGUGCAGAGUCAUCCGGAGCUCAUUAGCUGAUCUAUCACUAAGUUAAUGAAUACUAUAAUACCAACGCACACCAAGGAUAUGAGUACAAAAAUUGAUUUUAGUUCUUUGAAUGCAUAUUUAAUGGUAAAAUUGCAAUAGUACAGAGCAACGGUACAAAUAAUGACAUUAAAUAUACCAACUUGCAUGCAUGGUAAGUAAACUGCUCUGAAUAUAGAGCUCUUGAACUAACAACCCAUAAACUAUAAACCAGGUGUACUGACCUAGAGCCUAUGUGUACAUUUGCGCUGUACUAUUUGCACUUUUUCCAUUAAAUAUACAUUCAAAGAAAUAAUAUACAUUUUUGUACUCCUAUCCUUGGUGUGUUUUGGGUAUUAUUGUAUCAUAAGCUUGUUAAUACCUGGUGAGGGAACAGGUUUUCUCAUUUAAGCACCCUGAUUGCUUUUAUUUGCAUGUCACACAUAGAUGACCCAUAUUGGUUGAGAUUUCACUAUAAUAUUUUGUGUGUGUGUGUGUAUAUAUAUAUGUAUGUGUGUGUAUAUAUAUUAUAUCUCUCUAUCACAAAUAAUGGCACUCACCCUUACUAGUAUAAUAAAUAGUAGAAGUGCCCUGGUGCAAUCUCACGCUAAUAAAUAAUUAUAUUGAAAAAAGAUCCUGAGGAAGACCCGAACGGGUCGAAACGUUGAUCAAGCAACCUGUAAACCUUCUAUGGAUUAAAGACUGUUAGUAUUUUAAAAAAAACCGAAGAGUGCAUCUUUUUUCAAUAUAACUAUAUAUCUAUACACAUACCAUAAUUAAGUUAGCCGGUGACAACAUUGUCAUGGUAAAUCAGCUCAAAACAACAGUACUAUCUAAGGACACUUUGAUUUUCUACGUGAUGCAAAACUUACUGUUUGCUUAAAAUUCUGAGGAAUAAUAGUGUUUUAACCUAAGUGGAAUUGUUCCUUCAUUGGCCAAGAGAUAUUUGUAUUAAUUUUGUAGUUCUUUUGGAUUGCAUGAUCUUUGGUCUCACCCAGAUAAUCUGCUCGUAGAGAAAGGCUAGUACAAUCGGAGUCCUGGAAACCUUUUGAUUAGGUGGCUAAUUGAAAUGUCAAAUACGGCAGUAUUCUAAAUAAAAUAGAAUGCUUUAUACAGGAUUUUUGCAGUUUAUAGGAAUCUACAAAAAAAAAAACUACCAUCAUGCUUCCAGUAAAUGGCAUCUCAUCCGUUUAAAAUCACUCAUAUCCUGAGCACAGUGCAUUCACCAUAUACUCUUAAAGAUUUUAAAACAUUAAUUUAUUCUGCACAGUGAUUCCCUUCAUUCUUUAUCAUUUUAAGGGUAUUUAUGUAUAUUCUAUACUUUGUUAUAAUAUUUCUUAUAUUUUGGGGAGGCAUUUUGUUUCAUAUAUAUGCAAUACCUAUUUAUUUUUUAAUAUUGAUUUAUGUCUUGGUGUUUAUUUCUCUUCCACAGGUUCAGGAUGGACAAAUUACCCACAUUCAGUAUGAGCCAGGAACGCAGUUUCUCCAGGACCCACAGGUAUCUUAUUACUCUUGUAUGCACUGUGACAGGACUGACAAAAAAGCCCUUUACAAUCGAUCAGCUCACGCUAGCAAGUGUCGCUUUGCCAGCCUACCCCUGCCAGUUAUGUAAGACUUGAUCAAACCGUCUAAGCAUUGAAUUCUUUUAUCCACAGAUUCACUUUGUUCCCAUGUCACCCACGCACCAGCUCUUAACACAGGAGCAGCUUGAAGCUGCUGCACACUCUGCAGUUACAGGUGAGAAUUAUGGCUAAAUGUGUAUUCAUAAUUUGAUUUGCUACCAUGUAUAACAGACCUAACCUGUUUCUCUUUUGCUAGCUGUAGCAGAUGCAGCAAUGGCUCAGACAGUGUACACGACCGAAAGAGAAACUGCCUUACAGCAUGAGAUAGAAUAUGAUGUGAUCACUCUGACGGACUGA
Molecule: messenger RNA, 34130 nt
Organism: Pelobates cultripes (western spadefoot toad)
Lineage: Eukaryota; Metazoa; Chordata; Amphibia; Anura; Pelobatidae
Source: the annotation of a GenBank genome assembly